Messenger RNA from Suillus plorans, 918 nucleotides. RefSeq lists its product as uncharacterized. The transcript has 3 exons. NCBI's taxonomy places the organism in Eukaryota, Fungi, Basidiomycota, Agaricomycetes, Boletales, Suillaceae. The record is from RefSeq and is a predicted model, not a curated record. The coding region runs from base 1 to 918 and encodes 305 amino acids.
AUGCAUUCACCCCCUGUAACUUCAUCACGUCUAUCUGCACCAAGACCCUUCCCUCCUCCAUCUCUCACUGAUGUCCCUCAUGAAUAUAUCGUCGACCAGCUCAGGACUCUCGCGUCUCACUACUGGGAUAGACCACAGACUGCAGAUUGUACAAUCAUCGUACCUGUCCCACAUCAUCGACCAUGUCCAGCAUAUGAUUCCCCGCUCACUUCGUCAGACUCUUCCCCAGAGCCUUCACCGAGGGUUCAGGUAGACACUGGAAGUGAACCUACUAUUCACGCCGUGCCUCGAAUGAAACUAAGAUUGCAUAUGGAUUACCUCUCUUCGCAUUCGACGUUGCUACGAGGUCUCUUCAGCGGUGCAUCACCCAAUGAUCUCAUUCACGCUGGCCCUACGCAACCCCGACAUCCUCCGCUGCAUGUCCCGGAAAGCCGUCUUCCUUCUCUUCUUCCUUCUCCGCCGUCCCAUCCUGUUCUAUUUCUCCCCGUUCCUGAUCCAUCCUCGAUACAUCUUAUUUUUCACUGGAUGUACUUUGGGCAGACAGCACUUAUGGAAGACUGUCUAAAUCGGGGUGUCGUCCACUGGGAGGGGAUCGCGCGUAACGUGGAGUACUUGGGGCUUCCCACAGACAUCAAAGUGUUCCUGGGGCGGUGGUACAGGAAUUGGCUUCUUCCGGCACAUAGCCGAGGCGGCUGUCCAACUUAUUCGCCCACUGAUGAUGACGAUUCUGACAUUGAGCUGGAACUCGAUGAUGACGACGACGACGAUGACGAGGACGAGACAGAUGACGAGGAGUAUUCAAUGGUGAACUCAUACACGGAGGAUGUAGAUGCUAUGGCAGAGUUUGAACGAGGGCGCACACGAACCAUUCGCCCCUUGACGCGGCUAUGCGGGAAGUUACAGAUGUGUGGAGUAUGA